Messenger RNA from Oncorhynchus nerka (sockeye salmon), 4230 nucleotides. RefSeq names its product mitogen-activated protein kinase kinase kinase 12-like. Gene Ontology annotation, biological process: protein autophosphorylation; JNK cascade. Bases 276 to 3209 code for a protein of 977 amino acids. Gene Ontology annotation, molecular function: ATP binding; MAP kinase kinase kinase activity. Gene Ontology annotation, cellular component: cytoplasm. The record is from RefSeq and is a predicted model, not a curated record. NCBI's taxonomy places the organism in Eukaryota, Metazoa, Chordata, Actinopteri, Salmoniformes, Salmonidae. The transcript is spliced from 14 exons.
AGCGCGCGACUCACGUUCCAUGGUUCCCAGGUUAUUGAUAACACAAUUUGCCCGCUGGGAUUCGUUCUGAUAACGUGAACUCGUGGAAAGGGACUUUCACGCAAUAAAACGACUGUAAGUCCGGAGAGGAAAAACGACAAUUGUUCUUAAUUAUCGCAUGUAGCAAGCUGAACCCAUCCCGUACUUGACAACGCGACAUCAACCAGGCAGAAAGGCCUCCCCUUCUCCCUCUGUACUCCCAUCCAUCCUUGGCUAUUGUGUUGUGGGACCCCCUGAUGAGUGGGACCUGCCUCCAUGAGCCCCGCGCCCCCUCCCCCUCUCUCUCAGGCUUCAGCACCCCCAUCUCAGAGCCCCCCUUCCGCAGGUUGGAUGCAGACACCCCUGCCUGCACCCCAGAGACCGACCUGACCCCCACCCAGUGUGUCCUCCGCAACGUGUUGUCCAUCGACACCGGUGGGGCACCAGGGGUGCUAGGCGGGGUUGAGGGGUGCCCCCACACCUGCGGCAGCAGCCCCACCCCUAGUGACGGGCCCCCGGCCCACUUUGACAACAGUGUGCUGAAGUUACACGAGCAUGAGGCCUGUCAGUGUGGGGGCGGGGCAGAGGCGGGGCUUAGCUCGGAGGCUGGGGCCGUCCGUAGCCAAUCAGACAACAUCCGGAUGCAGCAAGGAGGUGGAGGGUUUCUGGAGGGGCUGUUUGGCUGCCUGAAACCCGUCUGGACCAUGAUCGGGAAAGCAUACUCCCCCGAACACAAGCAUAACCAGGAAGGUGUGUGGAAAUCCUGGGAGGUUCCAUUUGAAGAGAUCUCGGACCUGCAAUGGGUUGGCAGCGGGGCCCAGGGGGCGGUCUUCUUGGGGAAGUUCCAUGGAGAGGAUGUGGCCGUCAAGAAAGUCCGGGACAUCAAGGAGACGGAGAUCAAGCACCUACGCAAACUCAAGCACCCCAACAUCAUCACCUUCAAGGGUAUCUGCACCCAGGCUCCCUGCUACUGUAUCCUGAUGGAGUACUGUGCCCAGGGCCAGCUGUACGAGGUGCUGAGAGCAGGCAGGAAGAUCACCCCCUCCCUGCUCAUUGACUGGGCCAUGGGCAUCGCCGGGGGCAUGAACUACCUGCACCUCCACAAGAUCAUCCACAGAGACCUCAAGUCCCCCAAUAUGCUGAUUACCCAUGAUGACCUAGUGAAGAUCUCUGACUUCGGCACCUCCAAGGAGCUCAUUGAUAAGAGCAUGAAGAUGUCCUUCGCUGGUACGGUGGCCUGGAUGGCCCCCGAGGUCAUUCGGAAUGAACCCGUAUCGGAGAAGGUGGACAUCUGGUCGUUCGGGGUGGUGCUGUGGGAGAUGCUGACCGGGGAGGUCCCCUAUAAGGAUGUGGACUCCUCUGCCAUCAUCUGGGGGGUGGGCAACAACAGCCUGAACCUCCCUAUCCCCGAGAGCUGCCCAGACGGCUUCAAAAUCCUCCUGAGGCAGUGCUGGAACUGUAAACCCAGAAAUAGACCCUCUUUCCGUCAGAUCCUUCUCCAUCUGGAUAUAGCCUCAGCUGAUGUACUCUCCACCCCACAGGAGACAUACUUCAAGUCUCAGGCUGAGUGGCGGGAGGAGGUGAAGCAGCACUUUGAGAAGAUUAAGUCUGAGGGGACCUGUCUGCACCGACUGGACGAGGAACUGAUCAACCGGCGCAGAGAGGAGCUCAGGCACGCUCUGGACAUCCGGGAGCACUAUGAGAGGAAGCUGGAGAGGACCAACAACCUCUACAUGGAGCUCAACGCUGUCAUGCUGCAGCUGGAGCUCAAAGAGAAAGAGCUGCAGAAGAGAGAGCAGUCUUUAGAUAAGAAGUAUCCAGGACUGUUCAAGCACCACAGCUCCAGACAGACUAGCUCCUCCAACUCCAUGGACAAACUCAUCAAGAAGAGAAAUGUCCCACAGAAACUGCCCUCUGGAAAGAGGCCAGACAUCCUCAAGUCAGAGGUGAUCAUUCCCAAGAUGGAUUCCUCCGUGAUGCAGGUCACUAUCCCCUCCUGCUCCAACAGGGGCUCCACGUCUCCUAGCCGCUCGCGUAGGGUCAAGACCCGCCACCGCAAGCCUGGCAAGGGCAGCAGCGGGGACCUUGCCGGCCUGAAGGCCACUCAACACUCUCCCGAUGGGGAAAACCCUGCCCAGGCCAACAGCUCCAGCACGGGCCCCUCCAAGCAGCUCCAGGAACCCAGCGUGGCCCUGCGGGCCCUGGGCCACGAGCAGCAGCAGAGGCAACUGUCCUCCUCCAGCCCGGACCUCAUCUGCACCACACUGGCGGCUGACGGUCAAGGGAAAGGAGAACCUACCGUUGGGGGGCUUGAGAGGGGCGGCAGCCUGAGCGCCUCCGCGGGCCUAGGGGGGUCCGAGGGGGGCGCAGGGGGUCUGGAUGACCUCACAGAGACCACCCCACGCAGCGACACGCCCAGCGAGGACGCAGCCUCGUUCCCCUUCUCUAGCAGCCCAGACUCGCCAUGUGGAAGGGGGGCAGCCGCCGGGAGGGGGUCUGUGCUGGGCGGCCCACGCCUGCCCAACGAUGGGGACGAUAAGGAAGAGGGAGUGAGUGGUAUGAGGUUACCAAAUCUAGGAGACAGCAUGGGGCAUCAGGCCAUCUCACUCCCAUCAGCUAAGAAGGUCCUGUACAGGGCGGCCAUCCUGAACUCACAGAGGCGUGGCGUGUCUUCAGAGGAGGAGGAGGGGGAGGUUGACAGCGAGGUGGAGUUGCCACGGAGACGACGUCCGACCAGCAUCACCAAGUGCCAGUUGGUGUCUACCUUCAGCUCGGAGAACCUCUCUGUGUCGGAUGGCGAAGAGGGCCACACCACCGACCACUCCCACAGCGGCACGCCGGACGUCGUCAGCACCAACACGGACGACCGUCUGGGCGACCGUAGCGAUGACCUCCUGUCGCAGGGGUCAGAGAUCCCAGCAGACAACACUGACCCGGUGCAGGCCUCUGGCGGGCUGUCUGAGAGGGAGGGAGCCCUGGGCCAGGUCAAAGCCCUGCUGGACGCUUCACAGAAUCCUAAUGAGAGUCGGGCCCUGUGCGACGACUCGGACUGCGACAGCGCUGAGCUCGACCAGUCAGGAAGUGGGGAGCCCAGUCGUCCACCCAGCGCUGGGGCCUGGGCACCUCCAUCAGGGUACCCCUCUGGGCCCCAACAAGGGUCUCCUCAGGGGCACCAGACAGGGCCUCCAUAGAGCCAACACACUGGACACUAUAGAACGACAGCUACCUUACAGUAAACAACCAUCACAGAGCCUACCUACGCCAGUAUCUAAAACAGGACUUCACUGAAUGUGAUGAGUGGUCACAUCAACUGAGCUCAGGCUAUGACAAGUUAACGACCAGUGUCUCGUGCAGCAAUAUGGGUUUGUUAGUUAGCAUAUCUUCAUAAAACAACACAGGCGAUUUGUUAUAAACUGACAGCAGUUGUUAGGACAGCUUGUGAUAUGACUUGUUUAGAUUUCAUUUUAUAGAGUUUAGAUCAAGUGUUAAUACAGGUACCUUUAGACACUGCUCCAGUUCAGCCAAAAAAAAAACUUGCACACCGACAAAACAGACAUGCGCACACACUGUCCCCUUGCCAACUGGUACUUUACCAUCACAGCUCUUGGAGGAGCCUAAUGUCCAAUUCCCAAAUUUCCCCCAUGCAAAUGAAUAAUGUAGAUAUUCACAUAUCACGUUACAAAAAAUAAUAUAUUUUACAUGUAAGAUAACUGAUGUAUAAAAAAAAAUGAAGCAGUAUGCAGCCCAAUUAACAAAUGCAUGACUACACGUUUCUAUUAAGUUUUGGAUGUGUCCGUUUUAUAUUUUGUGAGAAGGUUUACACUUUUUUUACCCUGAAAGUAUUCAUUUCCAUAAGAAUUGUUGUUAAUGAAUUGAGGUUGGCACUUAAAAAGGUUAUAUCAAAGGUGAAUGAACAGCUCAGUAAAAUGUUUGAACCUUCGAUAGGUCCCUCAGCUGGUAGUGUUAAAGUCAUACUUUUAUCUUAACUCUCCUACCACAGAGUUUUGAAUACACAACCCUUUAAGAUCACAGAGAAACUAGCCAGAACAAAGAUAGAAUACUGCUCUCUGGUGGUAGUAGUGGAAUAGUAAGUAUCCUUUGAAUUGCAAGAGGUUUUUGUUUUUAAUACAGCAUUGCACAUUGUACUGUAACAUAGGAAUUAUAUCAAAAUAUGAGCAAGAAAAUAAAUACUGUAUUGGUAAAUCUUCUGAG